CAAGGGCGCCGAGGCGUUGCUAGGGUUGCUGAGCAGUAUGCGAAGAGAGGAGUUGGGACUUCGGGGAAUUGAAUAGACUUGUUUGGGGUCUCCCGCCGCCGCCGCCAGCAUGAGCAACGAUUUCCUGGCGGAUUUGCAGUGGGAGGAUGGCUUCGCCAUCCCCGUGGCCGAUGAGUCUAACAAGGAGCUUGAGAAUAAGCUGAUGAAGAUGUACAAUGAGAAAACAACUCUGCAAGAUCAGCUUUUUGACUUUGAGGAGAGAAUUAAUGCCAUGAAGGCUCAUUUAAAAAAUGUCAAUCAGGAGUUUUCGUUCACUCAGUCUCUUCUCAGAGCCAGAAAAAAUGAGAUUGAAACAGAAAAACACUUAAAGGCUGUUGCUAUGAGAGAAAUAGGACGAGUGGGUGCUGAGUUAAAUCGAAUGGAAAAAGAAAUGACUUCAUUGAGAGAAAAGAAAGCUGAAAGGGAAAAUGACGUAUUUAGGACCUCUCAAAAACUGGAGUAUUUAAGGAGUCAGAUGAACUGGGAUCAGCAAGCUCUGGAGGCUUGGUUAGAGGAAUCAGCUCAUAAAGACAGUGACGCAUUUGCCCUCCAAAAGUACACACAACAGGAUGACAGCAAAAUUAAGGCCCUAAUCCUACAAAUCGAGAGGCUUACGUUAGAGUGCAAUGAGAAACAAAAGGCACUCGAUAAUGAACUUACUGAGACCCUGUCUGCCCAGAUUGAGCUAGAUAAAGCAGCAAAAGAUUUUCAAAGGGUUCACGCUGAAAGACAAGAACUUAUCAAACAAUGGGAAAAUACAAUAGAGCAGAUGCAAAAAAGAGAUAAAGACAUCGAUCAUUGUGCUUUGUUAUUAGCAAAGGCAAAACAGGAGUUAAGAUCAAAAGAAAACAUGGUUAAAGAAAAGAUCAAGUUUUUGGAGAAUGAGACAGAAAACAAUGCAGAAUAUGAGAAGAAAAUCACACUUGCUGAUCGAAAAGCUUUGAAACUUCGAUUGGACUUUCAAAAUUGCGACAAAAGUCGAUUGCAGCUGCAGGAAGAGCUGGACACUCUCAAAGCUACAGUGACUAGAACGUCGGGUGACCUGGAAGCCAUUCGGAGAGAAAUGAUAAGCAUGAAGAAAAGAAUUCAGGAAAAAAGUGAAAAGUUAAAUGAAGCUCGAGAACAGAAUGAUGCACUCAACAGAAAGCUAAAAGAUGUCAUGGAGAAGACUAUGAGUGUGGAAGAGAAAGCUGCCAGAAUGGAGGAGAUGCUAAAAGAGGAGGAAAAAACUGUUAAGGAUGUGGAAAAUCAUUUGAGUAAAGUAAAGGAUACGCUUUUCAAGAGUGUUGAGAAGCUGAAAGUUGCAAUGCACGAAGAGAAGUCUAUUCUAUCUGAAAUUGAGGGCACCCAAUCCUCCAUCAAAAAUCUCAAUCAGCGCUUAUACAGACUUGAUCUAGAAACCCUGAAGCAGCAAGAGAUCAUGUAUAAUCAGGAUUUUUAUAUUCAGCAAAUAGAGAGACGAAUGUCACGGCUCCAGGGAGAACUUAAUGUGGAGGAAAAAGCGAUCCUUGAAACAAGACUUGUUGAUGUUAGGAACACUUAUGAAGAAAAAAAAUGUACAAUGGAACUAUUAGAAAGCCAGAUCAAGAAACUUGAAAAUGAUCUCUUUUUUCUCAAGAAGGCAAUGUAUAAAAGUGGCGAAGAAAAAGAUAGUCUUUUGAACAAAAUAAGUGAACUCAAUCUUUUCACUGACCGAUCAGAAAAAGAAUUGCAGAAAGCCAAAAACCUGAAGCAGGACUUAUUGAUCGACUACAACCUUCAGAAGCUGGAAUUGAAAAAACUCCGAGAACUGCUUUACUCUAAAGCUGGUGAAGUCCUUUCCCUGGAGAAACGAAAGCAGCAGUUAUACACUGCGAUGGAAGAGCGGACUGAGGAAAUCAAGGUUCACAAGGCGAUGCUGUUAUCCCAGAUCAGAUACGUUGACCAAGAACGGCAAGGCAUCAGUGCUGAAUUUCACGACCGACUAAGUCAUAUUGAAAAACUGAAGAACAGAUAUGAACUUCUUACAGUCAUCAUGAUGCCUCCUGAAGGGGAAGAGGAAAAAUCACAAGCCUACUAUGUGAUAAAGGCAGCCCAGACCAAGGAAGAGCUUCAGCGGGAAGGCGACAAUCUGGACAACCAGAUCCACAAGGCUGAGAAAGAGAUCUAUGCUCUGGAAAACACCCUGCGAGUGCUGCACACCUGUAACUCCAACUACAAACAGUCCUUCAAGAAAGUCACUCCAUCCAGUGCUGAAUAUGAAGUAAAAAUUAAACUGGAAGAACAAAAAAGAAAUGUGGAUGAAAAAUACAGGUACAAGCGAAGACAGAUGAGGGAACUUCAGGAGGAUAUCCAGAGCAUGGAGAACACUUUAGAUGUCUUGAAAAAUCUAAUAAACAAUUGCAAAGAAAGGUUUUCAGAGAAGCACGCUUAUGCAGUUGAAUUAACCAAUGAGACCGAAGAACAGGCGCCCAAAAUAGAGAGAGUCCAGAGACAGUGUGCUAAACUCAUCAAAGAAAUCCGUCUUGCAAAGGAAACUGAUGAACCAACUAUAGAAGAGUAUGAUAUCAGCCUUCGAGAAAUCAAAGAAUAUAACAAAUCCAUUAACAAAUUGUUAGUUAGGACCCUAGAGGAAACUCCUCAGUUAUUUGACAUCUUCCAAACAUACUUUCAGCAGGUGGGUUUGGAAUUUCCACCAAGGACUAAGGAUAGCUACCUCAUGUCUCGGUCUUCUUCUCAGAGCUCAUCAGUCAGGUCAAUGAAGAGUGUUGGAAAUGUUGUCCCACUUUCACCCAAAGUCGUGCAGUUGGACUUGCCAUCUUCACCAGGCAGUUCAAUCAGUCCUACUAGUACAAGUAGUAGUAAAAGCCCAAAGUGACUUGUUUUAGCCCCAGAAUGAAUUCAUAUUUAAUAAUGUUUUUGAAUACUAAAGAAAAUGUAGGUGAAAUCUGUACUUAGAUAUUGUAUAUUAGUCUACUAUAUAUACAUACAUACAUAUAUAUAUAUAAAAUGUUAUUGUUGGAAAUUUUAAGUUACUCAGUUUUACUUGGGAAAAUAUAUAAUAAAAAUGAACAAUAAUCACUCAAGUAAAAAACAAGCCAUUUUUCUUUUAGUGUUUUUUUCCCUUACUUUGUCCUAGAAAUUUUGUAUUCUCAGUAAGGUUGUAUUUUGUAGGCAAUUUACUGUCUCUUACCUUACUUUAAAACAGCAGGCAUUGCUUUAGAACAGGGCAUGUUCAUUAUGAAAUAAUUCUUUUGGAUGCAAACUAUGAAGAUGAUGUGUUUUAAGAGUAGUCAUUCAAGCUACUAGGAAUCAAAAGACUUCUCGAACUCUGAAAAUCUUAGAGCAGUUUUAACCCUCAAUGGCUUUAAGGAUCAAAAGCCUUAGACUUCUGGGACACCCCAUGCUUGAACUUUCAUCUUCCUAUUCUGCAGCAAGUGAUAACCCAAGUAUUACUUGUUAAAGGGACUUCUCAAUUACAAGCAAAUGGCAUACUAUAUUUACUUUAAGGAUAUAGUGAUGGUGGUGUGGGGGGGGUGUUAAUCCAGUUUUAAAAUUCAUUUUCUAACUGUUAAUAAGUUUCCCAGUUAUUCAAUGUGCUCUAGUAAUUGAAGGGCUGAAACUGAGUCUUUUAAAUGAAUCCUAAGUUUUUAAAUUUAUUUUGAAAAGACACAUUUGUAAAUUAAUAGGUUGUUUAGCAUUGUGAUUUUUAGCAAUCUCAAUAAGAAGGAAAAUUGCAAUGCCAUGUCUGAAAAGGAAAAUUGAUAUUGUACUGUAACGAGAAGAAAACAUAAAAAGAAUUCGACUAAAAGAGUGUAGUGUUAGUGAUCACAUACCAAACAGGAUGGGGGAAUUUCCUGGCAAAAAUGCAUAAUUUAAUUUGUCCUAUACUUGUGAAAUUUCACAUUUUCAAGAGAGUAAAAAACUUUUUAUAAAGAUGAAAAAAUGUAAAACCUUGGAUACUGUGAGGGGAGAAGAAAUGUCAGAUUCAAUAAAGAUUUUCUUGGUUAAUGCUUA
Antechinus flavipes (yellow-footed antechinus) is the source of this 4035-nucleotide messenger RNA. RefSeq names its product coiled-coil domain containing 39 (gene CCDC39). Gene Ontology annotation, cellular component: axoneme. Lineage: Eukaryota; Metazoa; Chordata; Mammalia; Dasyuromorphia; Dasyuridae. The coding region runs from base 110 to 2896 and encodes 928 amino acids. Gene Ontology annotation, biological process: inner dynein arm assembly; cilium movement; cilium-dependent cell motility. The transcript has 20 exons. The record is from RefSeq and is a predicted model, not a curated record.